Molecule: messenger RNA, 3840 nt
Organism: Drosophila santomea
Lineage: Eukaryota; Metazoa; Arthropoda; Insecta; Diptera; Drosophilidae
Gene: Ankle2
Product: ankyrin repeat and LEM domain-containing protein 2 homolog
Exons: 10
Coding region: 144-3683 (1179 amino acids)
Biological process (GO): negative regulation of phosphorylation
Cellular component (GO): endoplasmic reticulum
Molecular function (GO): protein phosphatase 2A binding
Source: RefSeq, a predicted model, not a curated record
UCCACACCUAAGUUCAGUGGCAGGCCGCCUCUAAUUUCAUUCGGUUUGUGCACAUUUUGUUUGAAAGACGCCUAAAAUUGUUAGAUGUUAUUUCAUGUAUUGUGCCCCAUGUGCUAAAAGUCGAUCCGCCAUUUUACGCAGAGAUGUCGACCUAUUUCGGGGUCUAUAUCCCGACCUCCAAAGCGGGCUGUUUUGAGGGAUCGGCGUCCCAGUGCAUCGGCUCCAUAGCCGCAGUGAACAUAAAGCCAUCCAAUCCGGCGUCUGGAUCGGCAUCAGGAGCAUCCGGAUCGCCAUCCGGCUCGGCUUUAUCCUUGCAAUUGGGUAACUCAGAAGAUGGCAAUGCUGCCAUCAAGUACGAUGAUCCCGACUAUCCACCGGACUCGCCACUGUGGCUGAUCUUCACGGAGAAAUCCAAGGCGCUGGACGUCCUGCGACACUACAAGGAGGCGCGCCUCCGCGAGUUUCCCAAUCUGGAGCAGGCGGAGAGUUACGUGCAGUUUGGGUUUGAGAGCAUCGAGGCGCUUAAGAGAUUUUGCAAGGCCAAGCCCGAAAGCAAGCCCAUUCCGAUGAGCGGGGGCGGUUACAAGAGCUCACCGAGUUCGACGGACAAUUCGUACUCCUCCUCGCCGACGGGCAGCGGAAGUGGUUUCAUCAUUCCCCUGGGAAGCAAUCCCUCAAUGUCCAAUCUACUGCUCAGCAGUUCACCGACUUCUUCGCCGAGCAGUACCAGCAACAUCAUUGCCAAUGGCCGACAGCAGCAGUUGCAGCAGCAACAGCAGCCGCAGCCGCAGCAGCCGGAUGUGUCCGGAGAAGGCCCUCCGUUCCGUGCGCCCACCAAACAGGAACUGGUAGAAUUUCGCAAGCAAAUCGAAGGUGGACACAUCGAUCGGGUCAAGAGGAUUAUAUGGGAGAAUCCACGAUUUUUGAUCAGCAGCGGUGAUACGCCCACCAGUUUGAAGGAGGGCUGUCGCUAUAAUGCCAUGCACAUCUGCGCCCAGGUCAACAAGGCCAGGAUCGCUCAGUUGCUGCUAAAGACCGUUUCGGAUCGGGAGUUCACUCAGCUUUAUGCUGGCAAGAAGGGCAGUGGCAAGAUGUGUGCCGCCCUCAACACCAGUCUGCUGGACUACUACCUAAACAUGCCGGACAAGGGGCGUGGCGAAACACCUCUCCACUUUGCCGCGAAGAACGGCCAUGUGGCCAUGGUCGAGGUUCUCAUUUCCUAUCCGGAGUGCAAGUCGCUACGAAAUCAUGAGGGCAAGGUGCCCAGUGAAAUCAUCUGUCUGCGUAAUGCACAGGCUACACAUGUGACCAUCAGGAAGCUUGAGCUGCUCUUGUGCGAUCCGUAUUUUGUGCCCGUACUACGAUCCCAAUCAAACACACUGCCGCCAAAAGUGGGUCAACCGUUCUCGCCCAAAGAACCGCCGAACCUGCAACACAAGACGGACGAUUGCGAGGGUCUCAGUGUGGACCUGACAAUCAGUGCGCUGGCAGGACCCAUGCCCCGCGAAAAGGCCAUGAACUUCUAUCGCCGGUGGAAGACACCGCCACGGGUCAGCAACAAUGUGAUGUCGCCGCUGGCUAGCUCACCAUUUAGCUCGCCGGUGAAGGUAACGCCGAGCAAGUCGAUCUUUGACCGAAGUGCUGGAAACUCGAGUCCAGUCCACUCCAAACGUAGGGUGCUCUUUAGUCCAUUGGCGCCGACGACCAGCUCACCAAAACGCACGACGACCGUGCCCAACGGCAGCAAUGAGUGCGAGAACAACAAUAAUAAUGUGAAGCCAGUGUAUCCGUUGGAGUUCCCGGCCACACCCAUUCGCCAAAUGAAACCGGAUUUAUUCAUGGCCUAUCGCAACAACAAUAGCUUUGAUUCGCCAUCGAUAGCUGAUGACUCCCAGUUCCUGGACAUGAGUCUAAGCCCCAGCAUGAAUGCAUCGCUAAAUGACAGCUUCCGUGAGCGCCACAUCAAGAACUCUGAUAUCGAGAAGGGUCUAGAGGUGGUUGGUCGCCAACUGGCACGCCAGGAGCAGUUGGAAUGGCGCGAGUACUGGGACUUUCUCGAUUCCUUUGUGGACAUUGGUGCGGCCGAUGGGCUGGCCCGCCUGGAAGCGUAUUUCCUGGAGAAGACCGAACAGCAGGCGGAUAAAUUAGAAACGGUCUGGAACUUUGCCCAUCUGCAUCAGUAUUUCGAUUUGAUGGCUGGCGAUCAACAGCAGCAACUCCGAAAGGAUAGAAAUGCGGCUGCGUCAGCAACCUCGCCAUCCGCCGGAGUCAUGACUCCGUACACAUGCGUAGAGAAGUCGUUGCAAGUGUUCGCCAAGCGUAUCACCAAAACGUUGAUCAACAAAAUCGACAACAUGGUUUCCAUCAACGACACGCUGCUCUGCGAGCUCAAAAGACUGAAAUCGCUGAUUGUCAGCUUUAAGGAUGAUGCCCGCUUCAUUAGCGUGGACUUUAGCAAGGUGCAUUCGCGUAUUGCCCAUCUGGUGGCCAGCUAUGUUACCCACUCGCAGGAGGUCAGUGUUGCCAUGCGCCUGCAGCUGCUGCAGAUGCUCCGAAGUUUACGUCAACUGCUGGCCGACGAACGAGGCCGGGAGCAGCAUUUGGGCUGCGUGUGCGGCAGUCUGUUGCUGAUGCUGGAACAGGCACCGACCACCGCCGUGCAUCUGCCAGACACUCUGAAGACCGAGGAGCUAUGUUGCGCCGCCUGGGAGACGGAGCAGUGUUGCGCCUGUCUGUGGGACGCGAAUCUCAGCCGCAAAACCAGCCGUCGCAAGCGCACUAAGUCGCUGCGUGCAUCCGCCGGUGUUCCAUCGCAGGGUCAACAUCAAGAUACAACGGGAUCCCUGAACGCUUCUCUAGGUCUGGGAGCAUCACGGGUGGCCGUCGUUGCGCCCAUCUCGAAAACUGCUUGGCGCAGUCAACAAAGCGACGACGAGGACUACGGCAGCGACGAGGAAGUAAACUUUUUCGACUGCACCGAUGUGACGCCACCGUAUGGAAGCAGCAGCGAGGACGAGGAAAACUUCCAAACACCGCCGCAGAGCUUGUCGCCACGUGUGUCCGUUGAUUUGGAACCGCGCUAUGAGUUGUUUAUUUUUGGAAACGAGCCAACCAAGCGGGAUUUGGAUGUGCUGAAUGCCCUUUCCAAUGUGGAAAUUGAGAAGGAAACACUGCCGCAUGUCUACGCCUGGAAGACUGCCAUGGAGAGCUUUUCCAGUGCUGAAAUGAAUCUCUUCCCAUCCCCAAAGAACGUCAAGGUUCAAAAGCCGGAGCCUUGGCAUUCAGGAACCAGUGCUAGCCACAACAGCCAGCCAUCGCUGCAUCCCAAGCGUCUGCUUGCCACGCCCAAACUGAAUGCCGUGGUCGCCGGCAGACGCGGCUCCGGGCCACCGACGACGCCAGUUCCGCCGCGUCUGGCGCGAACUCCGUCCGCCGCCAGUAUUCAAGUUGCAACCGAGACGAAUGGCGAUUCGGUCGGAUCCGUUGUCACUCCGGCAUCGCCGCUUUUGAGUUCUGCCGCCUUGUCGGCAGCGACGCAGUCAUUCCUAACACCAUUGAACAAGGUGCGCGGAUUGUUUAGCCAAUAUCGCGAUCAACGGGCCUAUAACGAGGCGGACACGCCGGUGGGAAACAGGAACGGAAACGGCAUGGUCCCGGAAACCGGAAACGGAAACAGCGACUGAUAGAUGAGAGGCCGCCUGCAUACUUACCCCCAGAAUACCUUGUGUCACCCUUUAUCCCUUUUAAUGUUAGUCGCAUGUAUAUUACUUUUUUUUUAUACAUUAUGAAAAUAAAAUUCAUGAACAAAGUGAAAUAAAAAACGAAAUUUUUGCUACCAAA